GGGCCGCGCGACAUUUGAAGGGGCGCGCGCGCGCGGGGCGCUGGCGAUCAGUCGUAGCCGGAGCCCGGGAGCGGGGAAAGGAGAAGCGGCAGCGGGAGGAAGAAGCGUAAACUAACUCGCAAACUGCAUGGACUGGUAGGAAUUGGCACCUGCAGGUAAGAAAAUAGUGUCAGAAACAUGGCACAAUUUGGUAAAGUCAUAGUUAUCAAACGUACUGGAGCAGAUGGAUGCAACUUUCCUUUGACAUCAUCUUCAUGUUUGUUUGGAAGGAAAACAGACUGUGACAUACGUAUCCAGUUGCCUCAUGUUUCGAAAGAGCAUUGUAAGCUCGAAGUGAAUGAAAAUAAUGAGGUUAUUUUAAUUAAUUUGAGUGAAGUGAAUCAGACAUUGUUAAAUGGUGAACCUAUACAUCAUUCUGAACGUCUAAAACACCGUGAUACAUUCACAGUUAUUGAUCGCUCUUUCAGAUUUGAGUACCCGUUGGAAUCAGUGCACAACACGAGCCCAAGGAAAAAACGGAAUUCAUCAACCUUGAAGAAUGAAACUCUACAAGUUCUUCAUGUUCAGCAGGAAAUAGAUGACGAUUCACAAUCUUCUGUUAAAAGUCAAUCAUCCUCGAGUGGACAUAAAUCUGAUAAGAUAGUGGAUAAAGGCUUCAAAGUACGAACAAAACCUUCAAAGAGUACACCAAAUGGAUCAGAAGAUCCUACUCUACAGAGUCAGCACAGAAGAAACUCCACAAAGAUACGUAACGAUGGGAAAGCAACGCAUGUUGAAAGUUUAUCACCUUUCUCCAAACUAUAUGAAAUGGUCAAAGAGGAGGCCACAAAACCAAUUCAGACUAAACCAAACAAAGCUGAUAUGUCUGCAUCAAUUGACAAAAGCAAUACUGACUUGAAAAGAGAAGCAAGUAUUCCAGCAAAAGAAUCCAAUGUCACAAUUUCUCAAAAUGGUAAAAAUUCUCGCACAUCAGAAAGUGAAAGAACAUGGAGGACGAGCAAGAUUAAUUUUGAAGAUGGAAUGAUGGCAACAAGUGGUGAAAAUAAAGAGAAGAGGGAACAGAAUCCUCAGCUAAUUCAAGAUAUUGCAAAUGCAGACUUUUCCAUUCUCCAAACGAACACACUGGAAAUAAUCAAAUUAACAGAAGAAACAUUUUCUAAAGCAAAGGAUAAAUCAAUAACACCUUUAUCUAAGGGUGCAAACGGGAAAGAGCAAAAUAAUGAUCAGACAGCUAAAGGUACUCCAAAAGAAAAACGCAAGAAACAAUCUAUCAAUUGUGAAUCAUUAAGUUUGGAUGCAGCUCCAAAGAAAAUUGAGGAGAACCUUGAACCAUCGGUGAACAUGGGACAAAAUUUAGUUGUGAAACAUGAAUCAUUUGAAACAGAACACACAUCUGGUAACAAUAAGAAGAGAAAAGAUGAAUCUCCAAAAAUGUUUGUCCAAAAGUUGUUGCAUGGUAAAAACAGGGAUGAAGUAGAUAUUGAAGCAGAGCAAUUUGAAACAACAACGUUUUCUGAACCUUCUGUUGCAAAAUCUGUGGUGGAAAAUUUGGUUGGCAAAAAAUGUACGCCAACUAGGAAAAAGGAGGAAAGAUUUGACACACCCAAAAGACGAAGCAGAUCAUCAUUACAUAAUAAAAAUGUGGAUGGUGAAGAUAUUCAUUUAGAGAAAGUUGAAUCGACAAAUAUUUUGGAAUCUUCAGUUGCAGAAUCAGACAAUGAAAAUACUGCAGUCAAUAAGUCCGUUAAAGUAGGCCAGGAGAAUAUUGACACUCCAAAAAGACGAAGCCGAUCAAUACGAAAUAUAGAUGUGGAUCGUGCUUAUAUUGAUUCCGAGCCAGUUGCAUUUACAAAUGUUUUGAAAUCUUCAUUUGCAAAAUCGGACAUGGAACAUGAUACUGUGAAGUUAGAACUCACGCCGAUGAAAAUAGGUGAGGAAAAGGUUGCCACCCCGAAAAGACAAAAACUAAAAUUGUUGCGCAAUAAAAAUGUGGAUUGUCGAGAUAUGGAGUCAGAGCAAGUUGAAUCUACAAAUGUCUUGGAAAUUUCACUUGCGAAACUGAACACAGAACCUGAUGCAGUUAAUUUAGGACUCGUACCAAUGAAAAAAAGUAAGGAAAAGGUUGACUCCCCCAAAAGAAGAAGCCGAUCAUUGCGUAGUAAAAAUGGGGAUGGUGCACAUAUGGAGUCAGAGCAGGUUGAAUCUGCAAAUGUUUUGGGAUCUUGCAUUGUAAAAUCUGGCAUGGAAAAUGAAACAGUCAGCAAGGGACUCAUGCCAGCUAAGAUAGCUGAGACAAAAGUUCACACCCCCAAAAGGCAAAGCCAAUCAUCAUUACUUACAAAUGUGAAUGAUGCAGAUUUUGAUUCAGAGGAAGUUAAAUGCACAGAUAUUAUGGAUUCUUCAACUAAAAAAUCACAGAAGAUAAAUAAAUCUGUUGAUGAGGGGCACUUCACAGCUAAUAUAGAUGAAGAAAAGGUUAACACGGAUGAAAGAAGAUCAUCAUUACGCAACAGCUGUGUGCAAACUGAGAUUACAACUGCAAAGUCAAAAGUGGACAAUAAUUUUCUUGAUGAGUGUCAGGCAACAGUUAAAAUCAAUGAGGAAAUGGUAGAUACCCCCAAAAGACGAGGCAGAUCAGUACAUUAUAAGAAUGUAGAAGCUGCAGAUAUUUGUUCAGAGCAAACUAAAUUUACAAAUGUUUUGGAGUCUUCAGCUACAAAAUCCAAAAGAGGUAGAACAUCAUUGCGUGACAGAAAUUUGGAAACACUAGAUGUUCAAGCAGUGCAGGCUGUAACAGCAGAGUUGUUGGAAUCUUCAAUUGCUGGAAAAUCUGAGCUUGAGGAUAAAUUGUCAGAAAUGCAGCAUGUUGACCUCCCAAAAAUUCAAGAUAAAUCGUCGCCAUGUAAGGAAAAUGGGCAAACUCUUUUAAAAAGCAAAUCGCCUGUGUUGAGAGAUGGUGCCUCUCUCUGUUCAACAUUUCAGCGAAGCAAAAGCUGGGAAAGUAAUGUGAUUGAAUACCUGACGGAAGCAGAAAGUUUGAAGCGAAAAGAUUGGACAUCUAAAAGUCCACAAAGAGACCUCAAUGAGCAAACUGGGAAAGGUUCCCCAAGCUCAUCCAAAAAGCGCAGAAGUGAAAAUGAAACAACUUGUGGUCCAGUAUUAAAGAGAAAGAGAGUCUCUUUUGGUGAAAACUUAAGCCCAGAAGUAUUUGACAAGCGUAUGCCACCAUGCUCUCCUCUGCGAAAGGGAGGCACUCCGACUCGAGUGAGCACACCAUUUAGUCGUGCAUUGCUGAAACGUGCAUCCAGUAUAGGGACACGUGCCUUUGCAAUUCAGGAAUGCAGUGAACAAAAUGAAAAUAAUACAACUUCCCCAAUGUCAAAUAUUGAUUCAACAAGAGUUUCUCCAAGGAAAAACAAAAUGUCCCCUAACAAGGUGUCUCGAUCAACAACAAGAAUAAAAUCAACUAUCAAAAGGUCACCUUCAGCCAAGAUAUCCUCAUUAAUUACUGAGCAAUCAUCUAAUGUCAAGAAUUCUUCAGGAAAAAUGUCCUCCCCGUCUUCUGUCAAAAGUUCACCAGGUUCAGGAACUCGUUCACAAAAGAAGCUUUCUUCUUCAGAUACUAUGUUGUCCAGCGGAGUGUCCUAUCCAAUCACUGCUGGCUUGUUUGGUUCUCCACAGCUGAAGGGACGCUUCUCCAUUUCUCUUGUUGCUGCACCUCCCAGCUUAACUAGAUCUGCAAAGUCUCUCGGUCUGGCACAGUUGGAUCAAUCUCAACAGAAACCAAGUUCUGGGGGGAAAAAAUCCAGGAAAAGCACAAGGAGAAGUGUUUCACUUCUUGCAGGAAUACAAUCUAGGAGGCAGAGUGGAGCGUCAUUUGGGAACUUGUUGGUGAAAAAGUCAUGGGCGCAGGUGGUAAAGGAAGGAGUAGCAAGACCUCAGUUGCGGAAUGUUGCAAAGAAACCUGCUGUAAAGCGAAAACGGGCCAAGAAUGUCAUCUCGAAAGUGACACCUGCUCGUUUAGUGAAAGAACAUUUUAGUACUGGGCAUGCUGCUUCACCAGUAACAAUAGUCAUUGGCAAAUCACAAGCUACUAAUACUAAACCAACUGGACAUGCUCCAUGGCCAACAAGAACUGUUUCAUCGAGGCGGAAAGUUAAGGAAAUGGAUGAAAGCUUUACAGGUGUGGCUGAACUGUUCAGUACUCCCGUAACUUUAAAUGAGAGAGCAAAUCCAUUAUUAAAGGCCUCGAACAUUGUUGAUGCUCAAACGGCUUCAGCCGUUCCAAUAUUUCAGAAAACACUUGAAAACUCUGCUACCAAAACACCCAAGGAAGCUGGUGUAAAGAGUGACACACCACUAACAGUCUCUGUUGCAAGACGCAAAGCAGUUUUGCGUCUGCUAAAAUGCCGAGCUGAUUUAUCUUGUAGUUCAAACAGUCCUUGUGAAACCACAUUCAAGGUAACUGAAAUGCAUAGCGACGCAGAAAGCAAUGGAGACCCUCAAAGAACCAUGAAGACACCUAGUGCGAAAGGGCAGGCCUUGGAAGACAUUGCUGGUGUGAGCAAAAUCGUUAAGACACCUAGAAUGAAAGGGCAAUCUGUGGAAGAUUUGGUUGGUGUGAAAAGAAUCAUGAAGACACCUAGAGUGAAACUGCGACCUGUGGAAGACAUGGUUGGUGUGAAAAGAAUCAUGAAGACACCCAGAGCUAAAGUGAAUCAAAUAGAACAUUUUGUUGGGAUACACAAGCUGUUGGCUGAAUCUAAACAAAAACCAAAGAGUCCUGAGAUCAAUUAUGUUGGAAUUAAGAACAUAUUUUGUGCAGAAAAAGAAAUGGAAAACUGUGACUAUAGUGGUUUGAGUGAAAUGUUUUCAACUCCCGUAAACACUGAAAGAAUUUCUGAUUCCAUGCUGCAAAUCUGUUUGAGUCCAAAUAAACCUUCAUUCACUGAGAUGAUAUGUGAUGAUGGAGAGACAACUGAAACAUCAGAAGAUAAUAUCAUCCAAAUUGUGGAAACGCAAAAUGAAGUAUCUAGAAAAGAAACUUCUUCAAGCGGAACACCAAGAGCUCGGGUGACAAGGACAAGUGGCGUUCGAGCCAAAAGUAUACCUUCACCUUAUCAAGAAGAGUGUAUACAAGGAUCCCUUCAAGUUGAAACUUCACAAACAUUUGCAGACAAUGGCCUUAUUGAUUUUCCACAGACGGAAAUAACCGAAUGUAAAGAUGAACAGUCUUUAAUAAGCACCCAAGUUUCACCAGCAAAUAAAUCAUUAAAAGAAAGUAAAAUAAAAGUCACAGGUGGCAAAGAAUCAAUAAAAAAUACACCAGCCAAGAAUGGUACUGAGGAAGUAAGUGAAAUGAACUUAACAAAGACGUCUUUAGAGAAGAAAAUCCCAGAUGUUGAUUCAAAAAUAUUAUUUAUGCCAAGCAAAACUACACCAGGCAAGAAACUAUCUUCCUGCAAGCAAACUGGGGAAGUAAUUAUGUUCAAUGCACAGAAAGGGAGAUCACCAAAAGAAAAUUAUGUCAUUCCAAAUGUUCCCAAUGUUGAAAUGGAAGUGCCUGAAUCGACAACAAUGAGCCCCAUAAUGAGCAAGAAUGGAUCGCCAGAUAAAAAAAUCAAGGAAAUGGACAAUCUAGAUUCCCCAGUAACCAAAUCAUUGCAAGGGAGGAAGAAUGCCAAAGAAUUAUUUACAGCUGGUAAAAUCACACCAACCCUGCAGUGUCAAGAUGGUAAAAAUCAUGAAAUAAAAGAACAGGCUUCACCAGAAAGAAAAUCAUUAAAAGACAAUGAAAUGAAACGUGAUCAAGGUGUUGAAAUAAGAAGUCCAACUACUUUGGCUACAAGCGAGGGACAGAUUUUAAUGGCUGAAAUUGAAGAGGUGAUGCCCUUACCUCCAAGAAAGAGACCACAAAGGAAUAAAACAACAAAAAAUUACAAAGCUACUGGAGUAGAAGAAGCUACUUCUGUUGCAAAGGCCUCACAAAGUAAGAAGGGAGCACAGUUCGGACAUGUUGAUGAGCUAGUUAACUCUCCUUUGGAAAAGUUAGCACAAAAGAAAGAUGUUGAAACUGAAGUUAUGAACAAUAAACAAUUGACAAAAACAUCCAUCGAAGUUGCAGAAGUUAUAGAUCUUACAGUUAAAGAUGUAAACGCACCCAUUGCAAUAGGAAGACCACGACGCAAAAAGAAUAUCAAUACUGAAGAAAUGGAGAUACAGAAAUCACCUAAAAUAACAAACACGAGGAAAAAGGCAGCUUGCUGCACACGAGUUGAAGUAACGGAAUCCAAUAGUUUGCAAAUUAGUGCAACAAAUCAGGAAAAAAGUAGCAAAGCAAUAUCUCUCCCUCAGGGCUCUGUGACAGAGGAAGCAAAGUCUGAAAAUGUGGAAGUACCUAAAAUGAUAAACUUGGCUGGCUCCACAUUUAGAUCAACAAGACAAAAGAGAGUCUUUGAAGAAUUGCUUUCAGAAGAUUUUAAACAGGAAUCUGCUCCAGUAAAGAGAUUGCGAAGAAAGGAAGUACCGGAUGAAACUCUAACAAGGAAAAUGAUUUCUAAUCUGACAUCUUCCAAAGUACCAGACUGUGCAGUAGAGACAUCACAAGGGAUGUCCAAUGGAAGAGAGGUAUCUAAACGAUCAUGUAGAAGAAAGAAUAUCGUUAUUGAUGUAAACAAAUUCCAUGAAUCUGGUGAACAGCCAAACGAGAGCUCAAAACUAAAAGAAACCAAUGUGUGUCUUAAAUCACAGUUGAUAAAAAAAGAGAAAAGCAAUGGUGAAGAAAUGAGAAGGGAUGAAAUGGAGACUAAACUGCAUACGGCUGCGCUGAAAGAAUCACCGUCACCAAUAAAAAGAUUGCUGAGAAAGAAGGUUGGACAGAAAAUAACUCAAAAUGACGAAGAAAAUGUAAAAGAAUUACCUUGUACAAGAAAGUUGAGAAGAAACGUAAUGGAGCAGAAGUUAAAGGCAGCUAAAGGACCAUGUGUUCCAGUAGAGAUGCAUUCUGGCAGACAACAAAAACAUGUGUUGAUUGAAGAGGAAAGUGUGCCAUCAUCAAGGACAAGGGGAAGAGGCAAGCAAGCAAAGAAAUUGCUGACUAAAAUCGAGGAACAAACUGACCAGCAGCUAACUGUGAGCAUAGCUGAUGUACAGUUGGAUACUACAAAUAAAAAUGAACCAGCCAAUGAAAAGGUCAAAGCUAAAGGUCGUCAGCGAGGAAAGAAUUUAGCUAAAGAAACUCCUGUUUGUUUGUCUGAUAUUGAAGGUGAUUCUGUCAGAGAACGGAAAGCCCAUUUGAAUGUCACUUUUGAUUGCAGCAAGGUGGUCAAUAAUUCAGAUGAGAUUGAAGCUGUCCGACCGACUAGAUUCUCGAGUAAAGGCAGAGUUGGUAAGACAGUUGCAGCUGUAUCAGAAGUAACAACUGACACCAAAAAAACAGAUUCAAUAUUAUUUCCUGUAAAUAAAGAAAAUGCUCGGCCAAAGAGAAACGCGAAGAAAGGAAACUCUAAAAAAGAUAUCACAACAGAACUGGAAGUGCCAUGUUUUGUUCCAAUUAUUGAAGAGGAAAUUGUAGAAGGAUCGAAUGUCUCCAAUGGAACUUCAAAAGAAUUUCUUCAGGUUGCGGAUGGCCAGAUAACAGAAUUGGUUAAUGGAAAGCCGCCUGGGGUGACUAUUGUUAAACGUAGUAAAAGAAAAAUUGUGAAGGAAGUUGCAAAGGAAGGGCUAGAAAUCAGCAAAACGGUUGAUCCCGUUGAGAUUCCCGGAAAGAGCGGUCGUGGAAUGAUUAAUAAAAACACUUCAGCUGAAAUCAAUCAAGAGUUAAUAAUAGGUCCAACUGAAAAUAAGCAGUUGGAGAGUUCAGUUAACAAAGUUGAAAAGAGAGCCAAGAGAGGGCAAAACUAUAUCAAAGAAACUGCUGUGCUUUCAGCUGCUCCUGCAGGAAAAAAUCAAGUAAUAAAUAAAAGGGGAAGAACUAAUCUUCAGGGCCAAACAGAUAAUGAUGAGAAUGUUCCACAAGAGACUGGUAUAUCAAUGGAAUCUUCGCAUAUCGCUAGAAGAGUUACAAGAGCAAAAAAAUCACGUGAAAUUACUGAAAUUGAUCAAGAAUUGCUUCAACCACUGACCAGUGGAUUGCUUACACAAGUAUCUGUACAUCCUUCAAAAAGAACCUUACGAAGCAAACUUGCUGUUGCAGAAACUACCGCUGAUGUACCUAAGAAAGCAAAAAAAGAACUGGUGACCAAAAAGGAAACAAGCCAAUGCAGCAAAACUGGUAGAUCAGCUGCAAGAAAGGUGCUUUCGAUCUCACCCCAAAUUGUUCAGCCAACAGGGCGCAUAACCAGAUCAAGAAAAUAGAAAAUCCCAAAUGCAAUCUUAUCCUAUACGUAUGUACAUUGCUGAAAUUAUAUAAUCGAUGAAUCAAUCGGUUUUCAGAUUUUUUUUUUUGUCCUUUUCAUUGGAGAAUAAUUGGUGAACUUGUUAUCUUGCAUAUUUUCUUUAGUAAGGUACUUAGGUAGCCAGUUAUUUGAGGAAAAUAAGAAUAUAUUCAUGCUAUGCUGGAGUUUUGAAAAGUAUGAAGUUUGAUUUAGAAAUUAGUAGGGAAGGGUUAAAUCUAAAGCUAAUAUCAUUUGAUGAGCAGUAUGUUGAUUGUGAAGAUGCAAAGUCCAAUUGCAUAAGCCUUUAUUUCUGCUUUUAAAUAUUUACAUCAAGUAUUGGAAUUGUAUUUAAAAAUUGCAUUUUAUACUUUCAAAUUUUGCAAAAAAAUUUUGGCAAUAAAUUUUAUACAUUAAAAAUUCA
Amblyraja radiata (thorny skate) is the source of this 8796-nucleotide messenger RNA. Its product is annotated as proliferation marker protein Ki-67. The record is from RefSeq and is a predicted model, not a curated record. The transcript has 16 exons. The coding region runs from base 178 to 8355 and encodes 2725 amino acids. Gene Ontology annotation, cellular component: nucleus; chromosome. Gene Ontology annotation, biological process: regulation of chromosome segregation; regulation of mitotic nuclear division. NCBI's taxonomy places the organism in Eukaryota, Metazoa, Chordata, Chondrichthyes, Rajiformes, Rajidae. Gene Ontology annotation, molecular function: protein binding.